AUGGUACACGCACGGAGCAAAACUACGCAUUAGAGCUACUAUAUGGCAUUAGUGUAAUACGAGCGCAAAAAGCAGUUGAGACGUGAUACGAAGUGAAUCCAACUUGUUCGUAAAAAUCGUGAAACGUGUUGUAUCGCAAGUUACUGCCUUACUAUAUAUAUAUAAUAUAUAUAUGUAUAAUACAUAUUUAUAAUGCAGUGUGCAUGUACGCGUGAUGCGCGCGCACACGCGUGUUGGUUUAAAUUUCAUUCGUCAAUUUCGCACACCACGCGACCUCGUGAAGUCCGCCAUUUUCAGGAACAACUGUGCUCUCGCAAGCGCACACAGAGUUCGUGCAGUUUGUACGGUGUUGAGACAAGUUUGUAUUUGACGAGAUUCAAUAAAUUUCGUGUUUUUUUUUUUUUUGUCAAGAAGGAAGUUUGCAUGCUUUUUAACUGAAAGGUUAGUUGGACGAUCACAUCGGGGAAGUGUAUGAUUCGUCGCGGAGAGUCACGGACUCGUCGUGAACACGAGUGACUCGUCGUCACGAGAAUUCCUUAGACGAAAGACACAUGUGAAAACCCAGAAAGUGAUCAUUGCUUUUAUUCUCUACAUUUCUCAAAAUCCACUUGUCAUCGUGAUGUAAACCUUUGUACUCCAUGUUGAAUUAGACUAUGACAAUGAUGGAUUCCGAUUCUGCGAGCCAGGACAGCGACGAAGGACGUCGGUUUCGUUUUGAGGCCACGCGUAAAGACGCGUUUGCACCCAAAAAAGAAACUACAAACGAAAGAGAAACGUCGAGGAAUUUUAGAAGCAAAUUGUCUCACGAGAGCGAUAGACACUAUCGGGACAGAAGAGAACGAUCGAAACACGAAAGUGACAAGAGAACAAACGACAAGGAUUUCAGACAGUCAUCUUCAAAAUAUUCGAGGCAUUCGAGGCAAGAAUACAAUAAAAAUUCGUACAAGGAUCAUCUAAGUAGCAGAGAUACAUCCGUUGGAUCCACCCAAACUGAUAGAGACUCCAGGAAUUCCUGCGGGGGUGACACAAGAGAAAGAUCGCGAAAUUCGAAACGUCACUCGGACAAAGAUCGGAGCGCCUAUUCGGCACGACAUUCGAAAGAACGUUCGUACGACAGGAAUUAUCACGACGGGCGGACAUCGAGCGAUAAGCACAGAAAUCGCGAUUACGAGCGAUACAAACAUCGUUCACGAGACAGAAGUCAGAACAGAGUUCAUCAAUCGAACAAAGUUAAAUCUUCGAGUGAUGAUUAUCGAGACGGUCAUGGAAAACGUGAUUCCUUCCAGAAGAGAACAUCGUCGAAAGAAAACAAGCUGCAGAAUUCGAAAGAACACCUCUCACCCUCGUCCAAGAACGUCAAAGAAGCUUACAACAAGAACACCAAAAACGAUACUGUGGACAGUCAUGAAUGUAAGGAUCUGGAUUUAUCGCAGUUUGAUGUCUUGUCGGAAAUCGACGAGAAUAUGUCCGACAGUCGGGAUUCCGAGAGUCGAACGUCAUCGUCUCCUCAUUUGCGUAAGAGGGAAAGACACGAGUCUAAUGAUCGAGCCGAAAGUUGUGUAAUAAAGAAGCGGACGAAAGAAAUUGGCGACGGAGCGAGCGAGAGAGAACGACCGGAGGAAUCAUGCAAGGUAAAACAAAGGAAGUACGACCAAGUGUCUACUUCUAGUAAUAAUCCUAGUGCGAUUUCAGAUUCCUCACGCGCCUUUGCACCGUCCGCGACGCUCUCGAUAACGAGAGAAUUUCUUGCAGAUUUUGAGAGAGAAAAGUCUGAACAGGCAGAGAAGAAAAUGAUUAGUCACGAUGAUGUCAACGAACGUCUUAAUUCCUCCGAUGAGACGAAACUAUUAGGAAGAUGCAUCGGACAAACCAGGUCCACAUACGGUCCGCUUUUACCACCCGGACUCGUGUCUAGUGAUAACAAGCUUGAGACGAAUACUCUCAGUGAAAAUAAGAUUAACGACAACGUCAAUAGUAACAGCACGAGUUUUAUCGGACCUUGUUUACCAUCUCUGUCGAACAAUUGUCAAAACAAAGAGCGAGAAGAUGCUGUUACAUCCAACAUGUCGGAAUCGGAUGCUGUCUUCGGGCCAGCGCUGCCGCCGCAUUUGUUACAACGACAACGUGACAAAUCACGGGAUAAAUUCAUCGGACCUAUACUAUCUAACGUUGAAAAAUUACAGAAAGAAAGUUUAGUCGCUUCUUGGGAAUCCGAUGACGACAGUGCCAUAGGCCCCUUGCCCGCGGAUCAUCCAGCACUGAGAAACAGUCAGGUGCACGAACAAUUGGAUUUGAGGGCGGAAACAAUCAGACGGAAAGGAUAUCAGGAGGCAGAAGUUAUAAACAAGCGCGAAGAAUGGAUGACCGAAUUACCACCAGCUCAACAUCCUGCUAAUCUUGUAUUGGCGCGCAAGUUCAGGACACGAGACGGCCCCGAUAUGUCGGAUAGAUCGUCUUGGACUGAUACCCCCACCCAAAAAGCUCAAAAAAAGAAUGACUCGGAAUACAAAAAACUUAGCAACAUACAAAAUGUAGAUGAAAAACAUGUGGACGAAUCACACAAGCAUAAAUCAGACGAAAGUGAGAAGCGUGGAAAAUCGUUACUGGAGAUACAUCAGAGCACAAUGAGAGAAAAAAAGAGGAAAAAAGAAAAAGCCGCGAAACAACUUGGUAUAUCAACAAGAAGACCGUUUGAUAGAGACAUCGAUUUGCAAGCUAAUCGACUUAAUCAGACGCAGAAGAGAUCCAUCCUCAUGAAAGCACAGUCAAUGGACGAUAAAUUUGUCCGCGGAAAAAUAUAAUAUUGUAUUGUUCUUUUACCGAAGAUAUACAAUUGCAAACAAUUGUAAAUACAUGUGUAACUACAUAUAUUUGUAUAUACGAUCAUUAAUUAACGAGACACGUUGGAUUCUACAUGAAAUGAACUUUUAGAAAUCAAUGUUGAAUAUUGUUACAGAUUUGUGCCUUGAAUUAAGAAGAUCUGUGAGUUUUAUUGAUCAAGAAUUUUACAUAAGUGUUUUAGCACAUAUAUUGUACCUUGAAUGAUGCAAGAUGUAAUUUGAGAGUUUGUGGCACACGAUGCUCUGCUUGCUUUGUGCUAGAUCGCACGCAAGUGUCACGACGAUUUAGCAAUUCUUGGUAUUUUUAAAUUAUUAUCGGUUGAUUUCAAUGCUUGUAUGCGAUGUGGCACGAAGAAAAGCAAUGACCGCAGCAGAAUUCGUUUGUGCUUAUUGUCUGUCGUGAUCGCGGUCUGUUUUUCUAAAUUUAUUGCAAAUGUAAAAGCACAUGACGCGAGUGCUCACAAAGCGCUUGUUGAGUGCUCGGUUAUUGUUGAGCGCGAUCGUUGUGUGCCGUUAGUAAUCGCGAUUACAAAUAGUUGUAAUUAUAAUUGCAAUAAUUUAAUUACAUUUUAGUCGAUUAACUCUCUGAUUGUAUCUUUUUAUCGUAAUAAUUUAGCAAAUAACACUAGCAAAUUUCCUAAAAUCUCUUUCAUUUGAGGCAUAAUAGUAACUUUUUUUAAAUUUCAUUUUGUUUAUAUACGUAAACUACAGCACAACAUUUCGCAGGCGCAAUUGUUUUGAAAGAAAUACAUUUAUAUUAUUAUAUAAACUUUUCAAACUUUCGCAAUUUUUUAUCAUUUUUUUUUUUUUUUUUGCAAAAUAUUAACAUUGUACGACAUAAAAACGCGUAACUACAUUGAUAUCUUUUAUAAAUAAUGUUUACACAUAUAUUUGAUCUCUUAACGCAUAAUCGUUGUCUCGUGAUAUAACAAAAAUGAGCAUAAUGUAAUAACAAUAAAUAGCAAAUUUUGUUUUCUGCGCUUGUGUUAAACAAGUUUAUACUGACGCUUGUGUGUGUUACAUCUGCUAUAAUUUCUCUAUAAUUUCUAAAACAAGUACAAAAUAUAGUGUGAUAUUUAGGCACAGGUGAUAUAUACCUCGGAAUACACUUUACACAACGAAUAUACGAGUGUCAUUCAAAUAUUCCCGAGUAUGACAUUUAUAUGUUACUGAUUUCUCAUAAUUUUUUUUAGUGGAUACUCUUCUUGGCAAUUCACGAUUAAUAUUCUCAGAAAUUGAAUUGAUUUUUUAUUUA
This is a messenger RNA of Pseudomyrmex gracilis, 4095 nucleotides long. RefSeq lists its product as uncharacterized. Bases 654 to 2801 code for a protein of 715 amino acids. The transcript is spliced from 6 exons. The record is from RefSeq and is a predicted model, not a curated record. Lineage: Eukaryota; Metazoa; Arthropoda; Insecta; Hymenoptera; Formicidae.